Messenger RNA from Pectinophora gossypiella (pink bollworm), 1665 nucleotides. It is a transcript of the gene nAChRalpha6, whose product is annotated as neuronal acetylcholine receptor subunit alpha-7. The transcript is spliced from 13 exons. The record is from RefSeq and is a predicted model, not a curated record. Gene Ontology annotation, cellular component: neuron projection; synapse; postsynaptic membrane. Bases 1 to 1542 code for a protein of 513 amino acids. Gene Ontology annotation, molecular function: transmembrane signaling receptor activity; acetylcholine-gated monoatomic cation-selective channel activity. Lineage: Eukaryota; Metazoa; Arthropoda; Insecta; Lepidoptera; Gelechiidae. Gene Ontology annotation, biological process: nervous system process; regulation of membrane potential; chemical synaptic transmission.
AUGUCUGAACAGGAAAGCUACGAUUUAUGCCUGGUGUCGGAGCAAGGCCCGCACGAGAAGCGUCUGCUCAACGCCCUCCUCAACUCAUACAACACACUGGAGAGGCCCGUGGCCAACGAGAGUGAACCACUCGAGGUCAAAUUCGGAUUGACCUUGCAACAGAUCAUCGACGUGGACGAGAAGAAUCAACUACUUAUAACCAAUAUAUGGCUGUCAUUGGAAUGGAAUGACUACAAUCUGAGGUGGAAUGACAGCGAGUACGGAGGUGUUAAGGACCUCCGCAUCACGCCAAACAAGUUAUGGAAACCUGAUGUGCUCAUGUAUAAUAGUGCUGACGAGGGUUUUGACGGGACAUACCAGACCAAUGUGGUGGUCAGAAACAACGGCAGUUGCCUGUACGUGCCUCCGGGCAUUUUCAAGAGCACAUGCAAGAUAGACAUUACGUGGUUCCCCUUCGAUGACCAACACUGUGACAUGAAGUUCGGUAGCUGGACGUACGAUGGCAACCAGUUGGACCUGGUGCUCAAAGAUGAAGCGGGAGGAGAUUUAUCAGACUUCAUCACCAAUGGAGAGUGGUAUUUGAUAGGAAUGCCAGGAAAGAAGAACACAAUAACAUACGCAUGCUGCCCAGAGCCAUACGUAGACGUCACAUUUACCAUCAUGAUCAGAAGACGGACGCUAUACUACUUCUUCAACCUAAUAGUGCCAUGCGUGUUAAUAUCUUCCAUGGCACUCCUUGGGUUCACAUUGCCACCAGAUUCGGGGGAGAAGCUUACACUCGGAGUCACUAUUCUUCUCUCGCUGACGGUGUUUCUGAACCUGGUAGCCGAGACCCUGCCGCAGGUCUCCGACGCUAUCCCCCUGUUAGGAACUUACUUCAAUUGCAUCAUGUUCAUGGUGGCAUCGUCGGUGGUACUAACAGUGGUGGUACUCAACUAUCACCAUCGGACGGCGGAUAUUCACGAGAUGCCGCAAUGGAUAAAGUCAGUGUUCCUGCAAUGGUUGCCGUGGAUCCUGAGGAUGUCGCGACCAGGGAAGAAGAUCACGAGGAAGACUAUAAUGAUGUCCAACAGGAUGAGAGAGUUGGAGCUGAAGGAACGUUCCUCCAAGUCUCUACUGGCGAAUGUUCUGGAUAUAGACGAUGAUUUCAGACAUGCGCCGCCGCCGCCCAACAGUACAGCAUCUACAGGGAACUUAGGGCCAGGUUUAUCAAACGUAUCAUAUGCACCACAAAAUCAGCAUACAUCGCCCAGGUGCUCGAUAUUCCGCACGGACUUCCGGCGGUCGUUCGUGCGGCCGUCCACUAUGGAGGACGUGGGCGGAGGCCUAGGAGGCCACCACCGGGAGCUCCACAUGAUCCUGCGGGAGCUCCAGUUCAUCACUGCCAGGAUGAAGAAGGCCGAUGAGGAAGCCGAGCUAAUCAGCGACUGGAAGUUCGCGGCGAUGGUUGUUGACAGGUUUUGCCUGUUCGUGUUCACUCUCUUCACAAUCAUCGCGACCGUGGCGGUGCUUUUAUCAGCUCCUCACAUCAUCGUGCAGUGAGCCUCUCCUCACUCGCACACACGAGAGAACUAAUCUUAGGAAUCGACCGAUUUAUUAUAUAUAGAUGUAAAAUACUUACCUAAAAUACGUGGUUGAAACGCACACGUCUCAUAACUAAGUCGA